Hemibagrus wyckioides is the source of this 3538-nucleotide messenger RNA. Its product is annotated as cortexin-1. The transcript is spliced from 3 exons. Bases 1080 to 1328 code for a protein of 82 amino acids. Lineage: Eukaryota; Metazoa; Chordata; Actinopteri; Siluriformes; Bagridae. The record is from RefSeq and is a predicted model, not a curated record.
UUGUUGCAAAGAGUCGUUCAUAAAGAAAUGAAUCGCUCACGAAUUGCUUGUCACUACCCGUUGCUCGAUGCUGGUAUUCGAGUUCGUUUAGCGGGGCUGCAAAGCGACUGAAGUUUCACUUCACUUGCCAUCUGAUGCAGGGCAUAUUUGCCUUUCUUGGCGUAACAGAGGCUCUGAUGUAAACGUUUUGGGGCUCAUGCUGUGUUGCCAUCUGCUUUGCUCUCUGGACAGACGGGCACUGCCUGACCCCGGAGUCAGAGCCUGGCACUGCCCCUUUCAUCUGAAGCUUCUCCCUCUGCACGACCUGGAGGACACACAGAGCAUAUGAGGUGUGGACCAAGGAGAUAAGGAAGACGACUAGAGGCAUUCAUAUGUGUAAUGGAUUGCUAAAACCUGGACUGGAGAGGCCCAGACUUCUUCACAGCCCCACGGCCUUCAAUAAGUGACUCAAUAAUAGAUUCUGAACCUUCCGAGACCGCUGUCUAUCUGUCACUAGCUUCCUUGAUUGUUAACAUUGUUAGACGGUUUGUGUAGCACUAUCAGCUGCUUGUAUUUCUCCUCCCUCCAGUGGCCAGACACCUUAUUUCGCAACUACUAUUAUUAUUAUUCUGAAUGCAUCCAGCUGCUGUCCCACUGAUCUGAUUAGUCUCAGGUCUGCAGGCUUGGACACGCUGAAAACAGGAAACAAGGACACAUGUCAUCAAACCAUUUACAGUUCAGCUGUGCUAAUCUCUGAAAAGCAGGGUCCAGCUUAUAUAACACCUGGACACCAAAGUCCCAUCUGGAUCAAUUUAGCUGGUGUGAAAGCGUGUGUGCAAUAGCUAUCUGUCCCUUGCCGUGUCAUGUCGUCUUCCCUCGCGCCACAUCUGCUGUUGAGAGGAUCAGACGUGCUGGGGCUGAAAUAAGCAGGCUUGUCAUUUUGUUCUCCUUGAGGGCAAACUGAGGUCCACAGUGCUGCCACUUGUGUGAGAUUGUAAAACUCUCAGAGGUUCUUUCCCUUUCUGUCCAAUCUGGCCGAGCUGCCCAUACUCCCGAGUGUCCAGACGGUGUGCAGGUUCUGCGGGCGUGGCGUGUGGAGGAUGAGCGAUGUUCCCCCACUGGAGUACGAGCCGCUCUCCCCUGCGCUCCCCAGCAGGCCACCGCUGGCUGCAGACGCUGAGCAGAGAACGGCUCUAGCCUUCGUGGGCCUGCUCAUGCUCUUCCUACUUUUCCUGCUCGUGCGCUGCUUCCGCAUUCUGCUUGAUCCCUACAGCCGCAUGCCGGCCUCGUCCUGGACCGACCACAAAGAGGGCCUGGAGAGGGGCCAGUUCGACUACGCGCUGGUAUAAAACACUGUCCGGCGACGGUGGACGAGCCGAGAGCCUCUGCCUUCGCUCUCUCUGUGGUCAGCCCUCGACGACAUCCCACCUCCAUGUGAAUCUCCUUUCAUCGCAUCCUGUAGUGACUCCUCAGGUUCCCCUUAGAGCAGUGCUGCCUGAUCCAUGAUCCACUUUCCCUUGGCCCAUAAAAUCUGCAGAGCAUUCGGUCAGAGUCCAGUGCUAUGAACUACUACUAUUCCAUCAGUUAUGAAAAACUAAUACAGUUUUGUCAAAUUCUGUUUUUCACAUUCACUAGUCCAGACUGAUGCAUAUUUAUUGAGUCAGUAUCAGGUGUUAGUCGUUACCAAUAAUCUACACAGUGUUUUAGGUGUAUAUGUGGAGUAACACAGUUCCAGAGAAAUCUUGUUCCAGAGACAUUUUGUAGGUUCUUCAUCAGUUAAGCAAAGUGCUUCUUAGGAUGUCACAGUACCCAGAGUUAGACCCAUUUUAUAUCAUAGUCAGAAAUAGAUUUAUCUCAUUUUAAAUGAAUAAAUACAGAUGCAACAAUAUGAUAAUUGGCAUCUGUAUCUGAUCAAUGAUAGCCUGAAAUUAUGAAUGUUCAUCAGAUCAUUUUUGACCUCUCAUCCAGUCAUCUUAUUGUAUUUUUUUUAAAUGCUAUCAACUAGUCCAGUCAGGAAAAUUACCUCCAUCUCAGGUCCAUCAUUAGUUUAAGGACAGUAACAUCAGGCACCUUCACUGUAAAAUUUUCUUCUGAAUAUGUUCUGCAAUUAUUAAAGUGAAUAGUUUAUACUGUCAACCCGUAUUAGAGCUCUGAUAUCCGCAACACAUCAAAAUUGGUCAAAAGUGGCGUCGCUAAAUGUCAACUGGGCAAAGUAUUAGUUUUUGAUAAAUGGGGAACUGUUCUUGGUAGUGGACUCAGAGAAAGUAUGCACUCGAUAUAUUUUAUUCCAUCACCAUUCAUGUCAUAAUUCACAUCAUAAUGUUUGGGAACCCACUGCUCAAUUAAUACAGGCUUUCAUUAUCACAGCAGGGCUGCCAUAUUGGAUUGACUAUUUCCAAGCUAAUCAGCUAUACCCUGCCUCAUUCACUACAGACCCAGACUUUAACUGAAUGAAAAUGUAUAGAAUUUAUAAAUAAUCAUCAGACAGAUAAUUCUGAGCAGCUUCAAGCAGUAGUCAGAUCACAGGCGCAAAUAUAGUUACCUAGCUGAAAAUGGAAUAAAAGGCAGAACCAAUAGAAAAGAAUGACAGGCUUUGCUAAUCUGGUAGUCACAGCUACAGCUAUGGCAGCUAUGUUAGCUUUUCAUUUAAAAAAAAUAAAAAAAUAAAACAAAUUAGCUAGCUAAUGUAUUAGCUAUUUACUGGACUUCAUAUUGUCCAGUUCGAUCUACUAAUUUGCUGAUGACCUUUUUUCUUAUUUAUCUUUUUUUAAUUUGUAUGUACUUAGCUCACUUACAGCUAGCAGAGAAGAGAAGUACCUCACACAGGACUGCCGUAAUCAUCGUUUUGCUCUGCUGAAAUAAAACGCAGUGUGACUGCUGCUCAAGGCUACAUUCCAGUCCAGAGCUUCACCAACCUGCUGUAAUAGAGACCGGAUUAACAUAUUUACAACCGUACUUUUAUCACUUUUGGAUAGAAUUGGUUAUCAAACACCAGAUAUAUAAAGAGUGUACACCUGCUACGUGAAAGUCCCUUCAGACUGCUGCCUUCAAGCACGCGUAAUUAGCACUGUACUUUUCCCCUGAUGAUGUGUUAUUUCCUUGGUGUUUACAGGAGCAGAAUCCCCUUUAAGAUGUCAGAAAUGUGAUAUUGCUGCAGUGUAUUUCAGUGUAUUUGUAUCAUUUACAAGCCAUAUCUAUCUAUAUUUAUGCCUUGGACAGUGUUAUGUUGUGUGGCCAUUAGCCGUAGCUGAUCUGCCGAGCUCUGUGACUGUGUAGUGAGUUACUGUGUGAGUUUUAGAACUACUGAAAGUGCUUUAUUUUUGUAUUCAGGCUCAGAUUUGGAGUCUCCUUUUGCUAAUACUGUACUGUAUGUAUUCAGUUUAAGAUUUCUAGCUCAAUGUCUUCUCACUGGAUCAAGAAAGAAAAAAAAAUUCCCAUAACAAUGUGUUGCUUUGGUGUGUUUUUGAUAUUUGUACUGUAAGCAGAUUGGAUAUUUUCCUAACUCCUUUGUUUUUGCUAAGCUGGGGCAAUUGUGUCAAAUAAACAAGGGUUUUAUUCA